Messenger RNA from Naegleria lovaniensis, 1683 nucleotides. RefSeq lists its product as uncharacterized. NCBI's taxonomy places the organism in Eukaryota, Heterolobosea, Eutetramitea, Acrasida, Naegleriidae. The record is from RefSeq and is a predicted model, not a curated record. Bases 1 to 1683 code for a protein of 560 amino acids. The transcript is spliced from 2 exons. Gene Ontology annotation, cellular component: nucleus; cytoplasm.
AUGUCCAAGAAAUCAUCGUCCUCUCCUGAAGCACCAAUUAUUUUGUAUUCGGAUCAGUUCGUCCACAUUAUCAAUAAUGAGAAUGGUAGUGCCGAGUUGGUGGAAGGACCCACUCGAUUCUAUCUUCCUGCCAAUAAGAGCAUUGAUAAGUCGGGCGUUCAAACAAAGAUCAUCGUGAGAGAACGACAAUACGCAGUUAUUCUCAACCCUUUUAAUCCAACGACUAGAACCACCCAUCAUGGCCAAAAAGAUAUUCGUAUUGGACCUGCAACUUUCUCUUUAUUCCCUGGUGAAGUGUUGAUGGAUGGCUAUGUAAAGGAUGCCGACAUUCUCAAUAAGAAUGAAUACAUUAUCCUUCAAGCCUUAAAGGAUCAUGAGAUUGAGGUUCCAUCCAGCUUGGAUGCGAGUCAAAUGAUCCGACAAACUUUUAAGGCUGGAGAGAUGAGACGUCUUAUUGGUCCAGCUAUCUAUUAUGCCAAUACCAAUGAAGAAAGAGUCGGUGGAGUCCAAACAGCCAUCAAUAUUGGAGAGAAUGAAGCCAUUUAUGUUCGCAACACGUUGACUUCCGAGUUGAAGACAGUGAAAGGACCACUCUCCUACUAUUUGGAAGUGAAUGAAGAGUUGUAUUAUAAGAAGCUCACCAAUAAGGAAUAUGACGCUUUGGAAUUGCCCUAUACCCCUUCUUACAAUGCCUAUCAUAUUCAAAUUCAAAAGAAUGAAGUGGUGUGCAUCAUUGAUUACAAGGCAGGUAUCGAAAGAUUCUACGAAGGUCCUAAAUCGAUGAUUCUUGAUUGUUCGGAAGGUCUAAGAACUCUAUCGAUUUCUGGUGGAUGUCCAAAAGUUGAAAACGCCGUCACAAUUGCACUGAUUAAUAAGGGACCUGACUUUAUGACCGAUCGAUUCCAAGUUCGUACAAAAGACAAUGCAGUCUUAGAUAUGGAACUGACCUACAAGUGGCAAUUUAUUACUUCAGAAAAACCAUCGAAUGAGGAAUAUGAAAAGUUGUUUUCUGGUGACUUUGUUGGGUAUUCAUGCCAAUCGUUGCGAUCUCGUAUUAGAGAGCUCGCAUCAAGUCAUGACUUUGAAUCCUUCCACAAGGGCGCCUCUGAUAUUUUACGUAAAAACUUGUUCAAGGACUAUGAAAUCAAGUUUGAUGAUGGUUCAAGCACUAACAUUCAUGGAAGAUUGUUCAGAGAAUUCUCAUUCCUUGUGUAUGCGGUAGAUGUGAAAGAGUUGAGACCCGUAGAUCCAGAAAUUGCUCAACUCUUGGACAACUCCAUUAAGAGCUCAAUGAAUAUCAUGUGCUCCAAGUUGCAAGAGAAUGCUAAAACUUUGGCAGAGAAGGAACAAAUUCAAUCCGAAAUUGAGUUUGCCCGUCUACGUAAGGACCUCAUCCAAAUCAAAAACAGCAAUACCAUGAAAGAAAAGAUUGAACAAGCUAAAAUUGAAGGCAAAGCGCAAGUUGAGAGAGAAAAGGCAGAACACGACAGUGUAGCCUUGCUCAAAAAGGCCAAAUAUGAAUUGGAAUUGGCUCAAAUCAAACAAACCAUGGCAUUGCUUGAAGGUGAGAAGGGAGACAUGUAUAUUGAGUAUGUGAAAUUGAUUGGAGCCACCAAGAAUGUGAAAAGAGCAACCAUUCUCCCUCAGAAUACUCAACUCAAGCUCAACGUAACCCAAUAUUAG